GUCCAGCCUCUACAUUGUUAACCUAAUAGUUAUACCCUCACGACUACUUCAAUCAUACUACCUUACUAUCACAAUGAAAUUCCUCCUCCUAGCCACGGCCCUCGCCUCAGCGGCGUUCGCCAAAGUGCCCGAAUGGCACGCCCACUACCGCAUGAACACCGCCGACUACCAAUCCACCUUCGACAGCUACCUCAGCCAGGGCUUCAAGGUCAACAGCGUCAGCGGAUACGAGCGCGACGGCGAGCCCAACUACGCCGCCAUCUUCGAGAAGAAUGAAGCCGGGGUUGCGUGGUGGUCGCACACGCGCAUGUCUUCGGCCGCGUACCAGCAGAAGUUCGACAAGUAUGUGGGGCAGGGGUAUCGGCUGCGGCAGGUUAAUGGGUAUAAUGUGGCUGGGGAGACGUAUUAUGCUGCUGUCUGGGAUAAGACGCCCUCUGGGCCUUGGGUGUCGAGGCAUGGGAUGGAUGAGGAGGGGCUGAAGAAGUACUUUGAGCAGUAUGUCGAUAAGGAGGGGUAUCGGCUUGUGCAUGCCAGUGGGUAUGAGGUUAAGGGGGAGGCGCGCUAUGCUGCGAUUUGGGAGAAGACUGGGGAGGAGGAUGUUAAGUGGGCGUCUUGGGUUGAUAUGAGUGCGGAUGGGCUGCAGAAGAGGUUCGAUGAUUAUCUGAAGGACGGAUAUCGGCUUACGGAUGUCGCUGGGUAUGCGGUUAAGGAUACGGUUUACUAUGCUGGCGUCUGGGAUAACUCAACGUCUGGGGCUUGGGAGGCGCGCAGUGGGAUGGACUCCCCUGGUUUCCAGAAGAACUUUGAUAAGUUCAAGGCUGAUGGGUACGUGAUUGAUGUGCUGAAUGGGUAUGACACUCCUGCUGGUGACCGCUAUGCUGCCAUUUGGAGCAAGCAUUAGAUUUCUUGAGCCUUCUAGCUAUUCUAUCCGUUGUUUCGAUUACUUUAACAUAUAUUCACGAAUAUACAUUCACUAUUGUUGAAGGCUGU
Molecule: messenger RNA, 990 nt
Organism: Aspergillus versicolor CBS 583.65
Lineage: Eukaryota; Fungi; Ascomycota; Eurotiomycetes; Eurotiales; Aspergillaceae
Exons: 1
Coding region: 74-901 (275 amino acids)
Source: RefSeq, a predicted model, not a curated record